UCGGGAACACGAAGGUGACGUCAUUUUCGGGAUGUCGUUUUGAGUCUCGCGAAAUAGCCUCUACCGUGGCGGCAUAUAAAGGAUUCCAAUAUGGCGGUCGAGCCAUCGCGAUCGAACUUGACGUUUUGGAAUCGAGAUAGAUCUAAACUCAUACGAAACGUUCAAGGACUUAUGAACUGUUAAUACAACCUCUUUGGGUUUUUCUUGAGGCAUUUCAGCGAUGAUGAGCCUAAUUUUUUCAUCUCGCGUUUUGUUGGCUGUCUUCGCAUUUUGUACCACUUCAUGUUUCGUGAAGUCAUCGCACUCGAAUAAAUCUUGUAAAUACGACUUUGACUGCAACAGAUCGGGAUACGACAACUGCUGUAUUGGUGGCAGCACUCGUUAUUGUAGUACUUGGCAAAACUGUGAUGGCUACUGUGAGUAUCCAAGGGACUGCGGUUUUAGUGAGUUUUGUGUUGAAGGAUAUUGCUCGAAGGCUGCUGGACCUGGAACACUUUCCUGUUUCACCGACCAAGACUGUUACAACGCCAACACAUUGCAUGAAAAGUACGGCGAGUGUUUUAACUACAAAUGUGUCCCAUCCAAGUGUAAGUUAUGCCCAAUGUYUUGUAAAAAUGGAGAAUGUGAAGUACCAGAAAACUCCAGAGAAGACUCUCACAGUUUCAGCCCAGCUUCGAUAAUUGGCUUUACAGCAGUAGUGCUGAUUGGAAGUUGUAUUGCUUGUACGCUUUACUGUGGGUGUGCAAGAAGACGUCGACAGCCUUCCAUGAGCAUCCCUGCAGCUCAUGAAGUAGAAAAUGAACGACAGCAACCUGGAACUCCUCCUCCAAGUCCACCCUUACAUCAUGAUGCACCGCCCCCCUAUCAUUCUCUAGAGAUGAUUGACAGUAUACAGGUAGAACCACCACCACCAAGCUAUGCUGAAGCUGUUAGGAACUCACAUAAUGAUAUAGAGAAUGUAUGAGGACACUGGUCCUCUCUGAUUGAUAUUAGAACUAAUUACAAACAGGCCAAGUGCAUCUUAUAUCUUAUGCAUUUGUGAAUUAUCUUGAUGUGUACAAAUAUUAUCAGUAAGCUUCUAGUGCUAGGUACUGUGAUGUAAGCUAUUUUUAUUACUUUUUUUAUGCCAACCACAGGAAGCCCAUACAAGCUUUGAGAACUGAAUGUAAUAGACCUUUCACGAAUUCGCUUGACUGACCACGAAACAAUGGUUUGAAGUCAAGACUGAACUUGAUUCUUUUAUUCAUCAAGUUCAAACUCGACUUGAAACCAUUGUUUCAUGACCAGUCAAGCGAAUUCGGGAUAGGUAUAUUUAACAAACAAAAUAACAAUAAAAUAAAUAAAAGCUAACAUUGUCAUUCUUGUUCUUUAGUAGUGAUUUUGAGCCAUUUUAGCGAUUUAAAACAAAAAUUCUAUAAAAUGGCUCGAAAUCACUACUAAAGAACUGGGAUGAUGUAAACAACACUUCAUGUGAGUAAAAAUUAGCUUUUUUUUUUCUUUUUUUUGUUAAAUUACAUUCAGUUCUCAAAGCUUGUAUGGACUUCCUGUGCUCCAACCAGAGGUUUAUUCGUUGAUGGAAUAAAGCAACUUGGUAAGAACUAAGAUAGCACUAAAAAAGUGCAACCUAUACAUGUAGUAUUAAAAUAAUCUAUUGUUUAUUUAGUGCUUAGAGUGCCUAUCACCCUUCUGACAAUAUUCACAGUAUUGAUUCUAUAUGGGGUAACAUGUUGAAUAAUCUGGAAAAAAAAGUCCGAGCACAGCUUCUCGAAUGUUAUAAAGGUUUUACCAUGCCAUAUGCUAAUGCUGUGAUGUAUGAGGAUUAAGACUUCUUCAUGCAGAUUAUUUCCGUAUAAUUUAGCUGGCAGUACGGUAUGCCGCUUAUAGAAUAUUAGCAUACUUAUUAGAACGUUUUCCCACAACCGAGUUUGCUAAUAUGCUAAUGAGCUGCAUACCGUACUACUAGCUAGUCUAAAGUAACAGCCAUUUUGAAAAGUGGUUUAAAGAUUUGCAGAAACAAAGCAAAAAGCAAACAAAAAAAAGAUGAAUGAUUAAUCCAAUAAACCAAUAAUGGUU
Actinia tenebrosa (Australian red waratah sea anemone) is the source of this 2073-nucleotide messenger RNA. RefSeq lists its product as uncharacterized. Lineage: Eukaryota; Metazoa; Cnidaria; Anthozoa; Actiniaria; Actiniidae. The record is from RefSeq and is a predicted model, not a curated record.